Anopheles stephensi (Asian malaria mosquito) is the source of this 5638-nucleotide messenger RNA. RefSeq names its product pyridoxal-dependent decarboxylase domain-containing protein 1. Bases 166 to 2847 code for a protein of 893 amino acids. Gene Ontology annotation, cellular component: intracellular membrane-bounded organelle. NCBI's taxonomy places the organism in Eukaryota, Metazoa, Arthropoda, Insecta, Diptera, Culicidae. The transcript has 7 exons. The record is from RefSeq and is a predicted model, not a curated record.
GCUGUAUGUUGUUGGAUGACGUUUUUGCCACAUAAAUAACCCGUAUCACCCGUAUCCGUCGUUGCCGCUGCUAGGAACACAAACGCCAGCAAAACACUUGUCCGCCCCUCAAAGGUGCCCGUGGACGCGUGAGAAAAACACAGUCAGCUUUGGCCAGGGUAAAGGAUGAAAGAACCGGACGCGGAUGGGAGUGGCCCAACGGAGCGGCCCCAGGAAGCGGCAAUGGCAACACGGGAGGUGCAAACGCAGCAAACCGAGAUAGCGGCUUCGAUCGUUCGGUCCAGUCUGGCGGAGAUUGAAACGCAAGCGUCCGCUUUGCUGAACCAUCUCGAGUACGUACGGGGCGGACAGAAGCAACCACCAUCCCAGCAACCGAGCCGAGAUUCGUCCGAAGAAUCACCGACCGCAUCGUACGGGCUCGAACCGCUGAAGAAACCACACACGGAGGUGCUUGCAUCGCUCGAACAGUUGCUCACGAGCCUGCUGGCCGAGGACGAUGCAGGGCAGGACCAGCAAGAGUUUGUGCUGCCCCCGCUGGACGAAGCGUCGCAUCUGGCGAUUCUGCAACACUCGACCGCUGCGUAUCUGAGUGCGCUGGAACGGCACCAGCUGGCCCGGGUGGUGUCGCGGCUCGCGACCGAUACGGUCCGGUGGCUCGGUGGGUUGUUUAAGUUCACCGAAAGCAACGCAAACUACUGUCGGGAUGAUGCGGAAUGUACGCUGCAAGCGAUCCGGCUCGCGCUUGUCCACCAGCAGGGUGAAGCACGUGCCGAAGCACGCCCGCCACCGUCCUCCCAUACGAUUUAUUUGGCCGAGCUGAGCCAACUGUUUACGGUGCAGCAUGCCUGCCGAUAUUUGGGGCUGCCACUGUCUUGCAUUCGUGUCGUUCCAUGCCAGCGGCCGGAAGAUGCACCGGAUGGAUGCGGUGGACGGAUGGAUCUGCAGCAGCUUAACAAUAUGCUCACGAUGGACGAGGCGGCCGGACGGCAACCGUUGCUGCUGAUUGCUACGAUCGGCAGUCCGCUGACUGGCGUGUCGGAUGAUUUGCUGGUGCUCAGCUCAAUCUGUACCUCACAGCGCAUGUGGCUACACUGCCAGGGGCUUGGGUUGGCCGGGCUUGCCGUUGCUGUUACGUGGCUGGGCAAGUCGAAACGGGUGCCCAACUCAAUGACGCUCAGCCUUAACAGCUGGCUCGGCCUGACCGGUGUUCCGUCCGUGCUGGUGCAUAAAGCGAGAACGCCCACUGCCAAACCGAGCACCGUGUUCGACAGCGAUCCGAUCCUGUCGAACCGUGUGGCGUGCUUGAGCGUUUGGUCGGUGCUGCAGGCGCUCGGUGCAGACACUGUGAUAGAACGCAUCUUCACCGCAUUCGACUCCUGCCAGGCGCUAGGCAAGAUUCUGCUCCAGUUCGAAGGGAUCAAUGUACUGAGCAAGAUAGCGGUUCACGAUUCAAGCGAACAUUACCGACAAUAUCUUGAAAGUUCUUCUAAUUACGAUGUACUUUUCGAUCAAAGUAUACCGGUGCUACUGUUCCAGUUUGAUGGACACACGGACAAGCGAAACCGAACGGAACCGGAUUCCGAACAGCACACUGCAACAGCAAAAGCAACCACAACGACAUCAACGUCUCCAACACCACCACCAACCGACGCCGAACCGAAACCCGAAACGCAGAACGUGGAGAAAAACGCAUCCAACGCGCAGUACUACGAUCGCCUGAACAGCUGGCUCGGACAGAUACUGUUGCGGGACUGUGGUCAGCUAAGUUUGGAAAUGAUCGAACACGAGCAGCACGGUAUCUGCAUCCGGUACUGCCCGUUCGUGCCCGGGUACGGUGAGCAGAUGCCACGGCUAACGCCCGACAUUCUGGCGGCGUUCGCCGGUUGCAUCGAAACGCAGAUCGAAAUACUGCACUCGACCAUCCGGCAUCGGGCCCGGUUCCAGCAGCUGGUGUCGGAGAGCGGUGUGUUGCGGUUGAUCGAGCUGCACGAUUGGGCCGGUCUCGGCGGGGUGUACUAUGUGCCGGAAGGGUGGGAAACGCUGCUGACCGAUCAGGCGAAGGGGGAGCUGAACAAGCUUAAUACGGCCCUGGUGGAAGCGCUGCAAGCGACCGAUAGUGCAUUUUCCCACGCCGAAAGCAGUGAUGGGUUGAUUUGUGUUAGAUUCGGCAUGGUAACGAGCGAAACGGACGUGGAGGAGCUACUCGAUCUGGUGGUCCACACGGCACGCGUAGUGCAGGAAAAUUCUAAAAUCCUUGACACCAUGUCCGAAAUCCUGAAGAAAGGCAUCGAGGCGGCCACGAUCGAUCUGCAACGCGAGGCGGAGGAAAAACUAUGGCAGGAAGGCAUACUGCGACAGGUGCCGCUCGUUGGCCGGGUGGUUAAUUGGUGGUCACCACCGGCGAAGGAAACCGGCAUGAAGGGUCGCAGCCUUAACCUUACGCAGGGUGUCGUCGAGAGUACGGAAAACAUUUACAAGUACCACAUGCAGAUGACACCGAAAACGUCUCAUCAGCUGCCGGGCAACAAGGGUCCACCGGCACCACUCGUACAGAAAGCAAUCAAUGCCGAUCCGGACGAACGGUCGGUGCAGCAUUCGCGCAACGCUAGCUCGAGCAGCGAACUGUCCGGUACCGGGUCGGCCGCUCGCACCACCAUUCCCGUGCUGGCGAAAACACCCCACUCGCCAACGCAACCACCCGCAUCGUCUCCCACUCCUUCUUCUGCUGCACCGACAGCAACGAAGCCUUCAACACCGCCGGCGAAUGCUGCUAGCAUUCAGCCGGUCGCUGAACCUCCGCUUACAUCGACCCCAGACGGUAGUGGUGAUGCUACAAACGAACCGUAAAACUGUCAAACACAGCACACACCCACACUUAUGUAACCAAACGCGGAUGAAACACUCCUACAAUAACAGCAUAUUACCCGCCACCCUCGUGCAGCUAAUCGAGUUCGCGUGUCUACCAAAGCUUUUCGUUGUUAGAAGAUUUUUAAUUUUUAUUUUUCCGUCCCUCCUUUAUCCCCUUGUUGGACCUCUCCCUCCCCCUCCCCGAAUUGGAGCAUCAUUCCAUUAGAAAUUCUAAUUCGGAAUCAAGAAAAAAAAAUUAUAGGCCAGCUAUGGCGUCGACAGGUCCAAGUUGCGCGACCGUAAGGAAUCAAACAAAGCUCCCCGAUCGUGCUCAUCCGGGUCAUUUGUUUUCCUUCCCCGUCUUAUUUUCCCUUACGUUUUUGUUAUCUUAUUCUACACAAUAUUCAUUGUGCUUACUAGUAUUAUUAAUAUUGUGAAUGUGUGUGUGUGGUUUGUGGCACAGUCCACCACAGGACAGCAUUUGUGGGCUGGAUCGUCUCGCACACUUACGUGUACGUAGUAUUGUUGAACUAUUUGUUUAAUUUGAUUGCAUUUUAGUUUUAAUUUACAAAAAAGAAAAAAAAGCAGAGCAUUGGCCGCACUUUAUAUGCUAAACCGUGUUAGCACACAUACAAAUACACAUGAAACGCGGUAUAGUAAUAAGGCACCGGGUAGAAUAGGACUACAGCGAAGGAGGACUAACACAAUAGGAAAAGAUAGCUCUAGGCAGCAGUCCACUGUAGGAAAAGAUGUGUUGUUCCACCUUUUGUUAGCAUUUCCCUACCAUUUUCACCCGAGUUACACAAUAUGUUUUUUUUUCCCGCAGCGAACGAACCGCUAUACCGCGGAUACAAAAGCAGCAAUCAAAAUCAACCGCAUUGCACUACAGUAGCAGAAGGUAGUGAUGCGUCGACGCACACAUACAAAUAAUACAAUCCUGUAGCAAUAAUACACCUACACACCAGUAACAUGGGCGCGAAUACGAUUGUGUUAUCAAAAGAAGAAAAAUAACAAGCAAAGCAAUAUACAAUGAUAAAGAACGUUACACACACACAGAUAUACGAAUGCAUUUAGAAGGUUCUUUUUUGUUAACUUUAUGAUGAAAAAAAAGUAUCACUGAGUACGGCUCAUUCAUUUGGCAUGAUUAAUUAUUUUCGAAGUAGUAAGCGAUUAAAUAAUUUGUUGUCUAGGACUUUCUUUUGAGCAGGCACAGAGACCUUAGGAGGCAUGCCAUCUUUGGAUUCCUUCAUAAGAUUUGCUUCUUUGGUUCUAUGAUCUCAAACUUCUGGAGCUCCUUCACUUUGAUGUUUGACACCGUUAGGGCUAACUAAGCCAACCACAUGGUAUCGAUAAGUCUUCUUCUUCUUCUUCUUUGGCCUAACGACCUCGUAGGUCAUGCUUGUGGUCUUAGAUCAUUUCUGGCUAGACUAGACUUAAUGAUAACACGUAGUUGGAUAGUCAGUCCUCAAUAAAGGGGAACAGUCGGGAUGAGAUUUGAUCCCCCAUUGGCGCCAUUGUCGUAUCUCUCCACCGGGCCCCUCCCUCUGUAUCGAUAACUUAGCAGGACCGGGGCUUAGCUGACUUUACAAGUCGUUAAGCCAAUAAGCGAGAGAAUCCUGGACUUGAUUUAUCAUAAGCUGGAUAGUUAGUCCAGCGUCCAGCUGCACACGAAGCUGACGUGUAAUGGUCGAUGUCAUCUUCUCUACUGGACGCCAUCUUCUUUUCGUAUCCAAAAAUCCGUACGGAAUUUAAUACUUUGGAAAUAGUUAAUGCUAAAUUUAGCAUCUUAAGGACUCGAGAGUCUAGUCUAGCCUGCAGCCGUUGGAGAUUACUCCAACGUACGCAGGACCAACUAUUUUCUUCUCAUACUUUAGCUACACAACCUCAAAAGGUCUUGGGCAGCCAUUACUGGCUUCUUUGGCUAGAUCUUGAUGUCAGUUGCACGACUGAAUUGGCGGUAAACAUCCCUGCUAGACUGUCUCAUUAUACGAAGGACUAAAUACCUUCAUUUGCUGCUUUGUUUCUAGAACCUCAAGAGGUUUUGGCAUGCCAUUAAUGACUUCCUUGACUUGAUCUUCUCGCCAGUUGCUGAUUAAAUAAUCUUGUAGUAAAAUCCCAUCUACAUAGCACCACCGUACGGUUAGAAUCGACUACCUUCUUCUUUGGUUCUAGAAUUUCAAGAGGUCUUUGCCUGAUGUCGUUAGAAUGUAGGAUGAGCUAUACCAGGUGAAGAGAUACCAAUACCAGGUGAAUUAAGGCCAGGACUUCUCGAGUUUGUAUUAACAAAGAAGGAUAUGAAGAAGAUUUACAUAUUUCCAGUUUACUACAAUCAGACCUUUAAACUUUUAUUUCUCAAAUAUCUUCACUUUUAGCUGUGUGACAACAUGAGUGACAAAUAACCCACUUUCGUACUACAACAGGAACGUUUAUAAGCCGUGCUCAGUGCCCCAAAAAGAUAGUAGUUGUUACUAAUGCCGGAACCGUUGGUUUUCUCCGUUCUCUCUAUCACUCUCUCUCUCUAUCUAGAUCUCAAACGGGUUGUUUCUUUUCUUGCUCCUGCCAGAACACACCCGUGUGUGGUCUACUAGGCUCCGCAUACCAGUAACUAAUAUAGAGCAUCUAGUGCAAAACAGUUAUCGACUACUACUAUUUUCUCUCUCUCUCUUCCUCUCUCUCUUUUUCUCUCUUUUUCUCCUUUUCGCAUAUCCCAAGUUUUUCGUUUUCCAACAAGCAGUUGUUUGUUAUGAAGUAAUUUGUAAAUAAGUGAAUAAAAACACAGAAAAAAACAAAA